AUGAUUAGCCAAGCAAUCGCCAAUCAUACGACGGUGCACCACGUUGCCAUCCGCACAUUGUUUUUCCUUGGCCCCUCCCCUUUAAGGGUGGAGCUUGAGAGGAUAAGGGAGGAGUCUGCACGCUAUGUACAUCAUGUACAAGACAGAGCCUCACUCAUCUCAAGCUCUCUCUCUCUGUCUCUCUCUCUGUCUCUCUCUCUCUCUCUCUCUCUCUCUCUCUCUCUCUCUCUCUCUCUCUCCCUCUCUCCCUCUCUCUCUCUCUCUCUCUCUCUCUCUCUCUCUCUCUCUCUCUCUCUCUCUCUCUCUCUCUCUCUCCCUCUCUCCCUCUCUCUCUCUCUCUCUCUCUCUCUCUCUCUCUCUCUCUCUCAGAUCUGUGUGUUCCGGCUGCAGACUCAUCAGUGGUGCUUCCUGUUGUGUAACGUCAUCUUGUUUCACGCGUUGCUGUUUGGUGGUGACUUAGUGGAAGAGUUUCUCCUGCAGUCGUCUCCCGCUGCCUACACCGACCGCUUUGUCCUGGAGGUCCGGGAGCGUGCACGCAAACUGGACCUGACUGAGACCAGGCUCAACACUUCACAGCUCUACCCCAUUAACACUGAACCCUGCCUCCAUCAUCAGGACCUCCUCAUCCUCACGCUGGUCCUGAGUUCUCCUGGAAACUCGAGCCAGAGGGAGGCGGUGCGAAACUCCUGGGCCAAUCAGACGACGGUGCACCACGUUGCCAUCCGGACUUUGUUUUUCCUUGGCCCCUCCCCUUUAAGGGUGGAGCUUGAGAGGAUGAGGGAGGAGUCUGGACGCUAUGGUGACAUUGUGCAGUUCGAGGGAGGUGUUUCCAGGGGUGACUGGCAGAGAGGACACUGGGAACAUGUUAAAAUGGCACUUCGAUGGAUCCUACUUUUUUGUCCACAAGCACGAUUUAUCGUUCUUUCUGAGGAUUCUGUGUAUUUAAACCUUCCUGCGCUUACAUCAUACCUUCUAGGACUGAAAAUGCAUCCUGAAGAACUUUACCUAGGCAGGGUCAUCCAUCGAGCCCCACCUGAGCGGGACCCUGACAAACCAAAUUAUCUGCCCUAUCAAGUGUACCCUGAUAAGUACCUCCCAGACUACUGCUCUGGCCCGGCCUUUCUUCUAUCUCAAGAUGUUGUAAGGAAAGUUUAUGUCGCCGCUGAGGAUGUUUCGUUGCCCCUCCCCUCUGACGUUCUGAUUGGCCUGUGUGCAAGACGGGCAGGUGUGGUAGCCACUCACAGCGCUCGGUUUUCUGGCGACCGACACAUUCGUUAUAACCCUUGCUGCUACAACUUCCUAUUCAGCUCUGCCAAAAUGGGUGUGGGGAUGAUGGGCGUGGCCUGGCGGGAUUUAGGGGCGGAGAAGGGGAGGAGCUGUGGCUUGUUGGAGACAUAUUACAGUUUGGUAGUGUGCAAAACUAUGACCUACCUGGAUAAACUUUCUUUUCUGAGUAACAACAAAUCACAGGGCUAGAGCAGUUGGGGAUACUUAUGAGUAUACAUUCAAAUUCAACUGUUCUAUUAUUUAGUGCAU
Messenger RNA from Carassius gibelio (silver crucian carp), 1536 nucleotides. Its product is annotated as beta-1,3-galactosyltransferase 9. The record is from RefSeq and is a predicted model, not a curated record. Gene Ontology annotation, cellular component: membrane. Gene Ontology annotation, molecular function: hexosyltransferase activity. NCBI's taxonomy places the organism in Eukaryota, Metazoa, Chordata, Actinopteri, Cypriniformes, Cyprinidae. The transcript is spliced from 3 exons. The coding region runs from base 1 to 1476 and encodes 491 amino acids.